UCAUAUUGGAUAGAUGAUUUGAUAUACAAAAAAAAACCACCAAUUCGCCCAAAUAAACCACCAAUUAAUAGAAAAUUAAAUUUAAGAACAAUGUCAGAUUCUUAUGUAGAAGAAUUUUUACCAUUUAAAAGUGAUCCUGAUUUAUUAGAGGAAUAUGUUAAUCCAGAUGGUGGUAUUAGAAUGGGUAAAAUAUUUGAAAAUUUGGAUUUAUUGGCAGCAAUUAUUGCUUAUAAACAUUGUGGAAAUGGAAAAGAAGAUGUUUCCGAUAUGACUAUUGUAACAGCUUCAGUUGAUAGAUUAGACUUAAUAAAGCCAUUAUCUAUAUGUGAUAUAAGGCUUAAUGGCCAUAUAUCUUAUGCUGGUUAUAGUUCUAUGGAAGUGCUAAUAAAAAUGGAAGCUUUACAAGACGGAGUUUUCCAAAAGUUGAAAACUAAUCCUGAAACUAAGGUUCAAGGAGAAACAUUAAUGAUAGCAAGAUUUAUUAUGGUUGCAAGAGACCCAUAUACGAACCGUUCUAUACAAAUAAAUCCUCUACAAUUAGAAAAUGACUAUCAAAAGAAAUUAUUCCAAAUUGCUGAAGAACAAAAAGUUAAGAAAAACGCAUCUGCUGCUGCGGCUCUUACUAUAUUACCUCCAACAGAAGAAGAAAAACUUCUUAUUCAUAAUUGUUAUCUGGAAUAUAGCAAAUAUGACAAAAAAGAAAAGCCUGAUCAUAUUAUAAGAAUGGACGAAACUGUUAUGGAAUCAGUUACAUUUAUGCAACCACAGAAUCGAAAUAUUUAUGGUUUUGUAUUUGGUGGAUAUUUAAUGAAACUUGCAUUUGAGCUCGCAGUUGCUAAUGCAUCGGUAUUCAUGAGGAGUCGUCCAAAAUUUACAGCUUUAGAUGAAAUAUCGUUUAGAAAACCCGUACCAAUUGGUUCAAUUCUUUGCAUGUCUUCGCAAAUUGUUUAUGCACCUGGUUCACCACAUAAAAGUUUUCAAGUUUCGGUAACGGCGGAUGUAUUAGAUAUUGAACGAGGAAAACGUGACACAACAAAUGUUUUCCAUUUCACCUUUAUUUGUGAUAAUCCAGCCAUGGAAGUAAGGAGAGUUGUCCCGAAAACUUAUGAUGAAUUAAUGAAAUACGUUGAAGGAAGGAGAAGAAGAGAAGUUGGUUUGAAAUUAAGAGGUUUAUAUAAUGAAGCUUCCAAAGGAAAUUAGAAUCAUAAUAAAGAAUAUUUUUUACAAUUACUAGAAAGAGAUUAUUGAUUUAGA
This is a messenger RNA of Rhizophagus irregularis DAOM 181602=DAOM 197198, 1254 nucleotides long. RefSeq lists its product as uncharacterized. Gene Ontology annotation, biological process: acyl-CoA metabolic process. Gene Ontology annotation, cellular component: mitochondrion. The record is from RefSeq and is a predicted model, not a curated record. NCBI's taxonomy places the organism in Eukaryota, Fungi, Glomeromycota, Glomeromycetes, Glomerales, Glomeraceae. Gene Ontology annotation, molecular function: fatty acyl-CoA hydrolase activity.